Daldinia loculata is the source of this 1614-nucleotide messenger RNA. RefSeq lists its product as uncharacterized. The coding region runs from base 207 to 1457 and encodes 416 amino acids. NCBI's taxonomy places the organism in Eukaryota, Fungi, Ascomycota, Sordariomycetes, Xylariales, Hypoxylaceae. The record is from RefSeq and is a predicted model, not a curated record. The transcript has a single exon.
CCCGUUCUCAAAGCACAUCAGGUGGCGGGGCUCGACUUUUUAUCCUUCAUUAUCCCAACGUGUCGUUAAGAACUAUUAAACAUUAGUCCAAUAGUUUAGCAUAAACCAAUUGCUUUGCUUUAUUCUUCGUUGGCUACAUUUUAUUGCUUUACUUUGCUCUCAUCUCACUUAUAAAUUUAUUAUCCAACAGCUAGCUCUAACCUACCAUGGACGACCAAUUCAACGGACGCACAGAUGAUGAUCUGUUUGCGGACGAAUUCGAACCUGUGGUCACCCGAGAAAACGAGAUAGAGACGAAAAAUGAAUCGAGCGCUCCUCCGGUAGUCGAGGAUAGAUUACCGUCUGCGAAUUCCGAGCAACCUAACACAGUGGCAGUUCAACCUACUCCAACCCCUCAUAUACCUCGAUCUCUCAAUCAAUCGCGACAUGCGAAGCAGCCUCCGUCGUCCUCACAUCAUCAAUCGCGACCGCGCAAGCACUCACCGAAACCCGCAGCGGUAGAUUCGCAGCAGCAGCAGCAGCAGCAGGAACAACAACCGCAGCAACAGGAGUCUCCAGCUAAAAGUACCAGUAGUGGUGGUGGCGGGAGCGGGGGUAGCGACAAGAAAGCGCAAGCGGCUACCGUGAAGCUCGGGCAGAAUACGGCGCUCGCGGACCGGCUGGCGUCUGGCGCAAAUCCUCGUCAGAAGCUGACCGAGUCCGAGCUCGCGAGUAAGAUGGAACAGAUGCGAAUCCUAAAUGCAGAGAAGACGCGCCGGUUCGAGCAAGCUGAGCGCGACAGUCGCUCACACGCUCUCGCUUAUGAGAAAGGUAUGGAAGAGGCGCGGCGGCGUCGGGCCGAGGAAGCCGAGCGACGUCGUAGAGGCGAGGAGGAGAGGCGUCGUAUGGAUGACGAGCGCGCCGCAAAUCGCGAGCGGAAACUCAAGGCUAUGGGCGCCAAGGAAGGUGGCAGCUGGGACGAGGGUAAAAACCUUGAAGAAGAGAGAGAUAGAAGGGCUGGCUUCCGGAGCGCAAACGGUGGUAUUCGUGGCGCGCGUAACAAUGGCGGUAUAGCUGGGAGUAGAUUUGCGGAGAGGGAUAAUGACGCAAUCCCUAGGGAGUUUGGCCCCGACGAUUUUAGAGGAAGAGGGCGCGGUGGGCGCGGUAGAGGAGGUUCAACUAGAGGCGGUGGUAGAGGAGGUAGAGGAGGCUUUAACCAUGACGGCGAAAGGGGUGGCGCUUAUAAGACGUCAGGGACAACGGCGACACAAAACGGCAACAAACCCCAAUCGCAAAAAGCAGCACAAGCUCCUCCCACCGCAGAAGACUUUCCGGCUUUGCCAGCAGCCAAGAAGCUAGAUACGACGAACAACGCGAUAGCUGCGACGAAUUCUUCUGUCCCAUUACCUGAGCUUAAUUCGCCGGUUGGAAAAUGGGAUGAUGAGAUGGCCGCUCUGGACGCUAAGCCUGGGGCUUAAAGCGUCCCUUUUUAAGAGAGUGCGGUAUGAAGAAAAAAAAAGAGAAGAAAAAAAGAAACAGAAUGCCCAAUAGAGUGUACGCUAAGGAUAAUCUGCAGAGAUGGGAAGUUUGGAUUACAGGCUCGCGCAACACCGCCCAGGCAUAUGAGAAUUAGAG